CCUCGCUUUCACUUUGAGUGACCAGCUUCUAUUAAGAUCACCAACUGAUUCUUUACCAAUAUUCAAGAACUGCAGUGUCCUCAUCUUCAAUGUCUCUUCUUUAAUUCUUAUUCACCUAUAGCAGAUAAGUCAUAAAUUUGUGAUAUAUAUGCACAAACACUACGUACUUACUCCAUAAUAUAAAGAAGCUAGAGAGGAAAGUAACCCCCAGAAAAGAAAAUUCCCGGCUUUUAGAAACAAUGAACCGGCUCGAGAAUAAAGACUUAACUUGUUCAUUGCCUGUUAUUCCAAGAUUAGAUCGACUGGAUUUCUUGCUGCAGCUUCUGGAAGAGAAACAUGGGCUUUCUGGAAGACAUUCCCUAAAUACUGUCGUAAAGAAAGCAGAAGAAGAAGAAGAGGAGGAGGAGACUCAGACUCUGACACUAUCCUCUGCUCUGGAACAAGUUCAUCUCAAAGGCACACUCAUAGAGCGUCUCACAGCGCUCGAGAACCGAGUUUCGCAGUUAAGCUUAGAAAUGGAUGAAGGAAACACGACAAGGUCGAGCUCAACAAAGUCAUCAAGGCAUGAUUCAGUUGCAUAUACAGCUGCAAGGAGUGAAGAAGAUGAAAAGGCCAAUCUCCAGGAGAGGCAACUCGAGGAAGAAGCCUCGACUACUAAAGCAACAUCUUUAGCUGAGAAAACAGAUCACAAAGUUGUUGGUAAUGCUAAAAUGAGAAGGUAUCCAAGUAAAUCCUACAGAAAAUGGCUUGGCUGGCUGCAUGUGAGAUGUUAAAGUCCGAAAAUUAAUGUAUACCUCUGAUUUGUUGUUUCAUUAAGCUGCUGAAAUGCAGGAUCGUCGCUUUUGCAUGUGACAACAUGCUGACAUUGAAGAGAACAGAGAUCUUAUUUGUUUUUACGUUUCAAAGCAAUAUAUACCUGUAGCGGAUUAUUUGCAUAGCGAACCCUCAUAUGAUCAAGAGAAAUUUGGGCUUGUAGCUUCAAAUGGAUUGUAUGUUAGUUUGAUGCUUGCUUGAAUUCGACUCAUCCAUAGUUGGUUGUGAA
Nicotiana tabacum (common tobacco) is the source of this 1042-nucleotide messenger RNA. RefSeq lists its product as uncharacterized. The record is from RefSeq and is a predicted model, not a curated record. Lineage: Eukaryota; Viridiplantae; Streptophyta; Magnoliopsida; Solanales; Solanaceae.